AUGAAUACAUUUGACUCAUCGGUGACACCUCCGACAGGCCCCGGCAGUGCUGGAGGAGCCAAAAACAACCAGUCAAGCUCGCCCACCGACACAGAUUCCUUGUCGUCGUCCACUAUCAGCAAUCGGUCCCACUUAAGCAGUGCAUCCCGAAAUGCGCGUAACUCGAACCCCCCUCAGACGUCAUACCAGUCAACCGAGUUCACUCCGAUCAACGCAACCGGCUCCGUGAGACGCGGGUAUCAGUCUACCGAGCAAGCGCAAGCUCAAGAUCCCACCACUCAGGCCAAAGACCCCCAGCCCAAUGCCAACACCAGCAAUAGCGACCAAAGUUCGAACUCCGAGUCGCAGCAGUCCUGGUAUGCCCGAUUUGCAGAUCGAUAUGGCAGCCUCGAGUUAGAGAAUAAAGGCAGUGUGGCACGCGACCACCUCGCAUUAGAACGAACCUUCCUAGCAUGGAUGCGCACAUCCCUGGCAUUCGCUUCAAUCGGCAUCGCAGUGACGCAGCUCUUCCGUCUGAACAGCACCAACGCAAAUACACACUCCGCCGCCUUCGAUCCAGCAACCGGAUACAGCUCAGGUAUCCUUCCGCCACAGUUUGCCUCGUCCGGUUACGAUGCAGCCGCUUCCUCUGCAUCCUCCCGUCUCCGUAGCGUGGGCAAACCUCUCGGAUCUACCUUUAUCGGGGUCUCCAUCCUCAUUCUUAUCGUUGGAUUCCACCGCUACUUUGAGAGCCAGUAUUGGAUUAUCCGCGGGAAGUUCCCGGCUAGUCGGGGCAGUGUGGCAUUGACGGCGUUUGUGGCUGCUGCGCUGAUUAUUGCUGCUUUUGCGGUUAUUCUGGCGGUUUCGCCAGGUGCCAUUGAGCGUUAG
This is a messenger RNA of Penicillium paradoxum, 867 nucleotides long. RefSeq lists its product as uncharacterized. Lineage: Eukaryota; Fungi; Ascomycota; Eurotiomycetes; Eurotiales; Aspergillaceae. The record is from RefSeq and is a predicted model, not a curated record. Bases 1 to 867 code for a protein of 288 amino acids. The transcript is spliced from 2 exons.